AUGAAAAACAACCAUCAUAGAAGAACAAAAUCUAGUGGCAACUACUUUCCCAUAUAAACAGAAUUUCUAGUUUAAGAUGAUGAUAAUGAUACUAAUGAAACAAAGGAAAUUAUUAAAAAAAUUUAACAACAACCAAUACUCCAUCAUUAGAUAGUUGAAAAACUAGAUGAUCAAAAUUAUGGGUUAUUCAAUGCGAUGUUCAAUUUUGGUUAGAUGAAAUUUAAACCAAAAUAAUCAUUAGAUCUUAGUACUAUUACAGAGUGCAGCUGUAUUACUUGUAUUUAUAUUGUUAGCUACACCUUCCACUAAAGAUGCUAAACCAAAACACAGAAAAUGUGGUAGUCAACAACAAUAAGCCAAUAAAUAACCAAUACGACAUACACAUAGUCAGAGUCUAUAAAUUUAAAGGCUUGAGAAAGAAUUAGAAUAGAUGAAAGUAUAACAGGCAGAAAUAUAAAAUGUUAACAUGAUGCUUAUUAUUGAAAUUCAUAAAUCCAGAUAAGAGCUUUAGAUAUCUUAAUAAGUAUAAAGUAAUCAAUAUUCUAGAAAAAUGAAGUCAUUCUUUAGAGAAUAAUGAAAUUAGAAAAAAUGCUUAGAGAUGACUAAAAAUUAUCAUCCACCACUAAUGAUAGUCUAGAAUUUUCCUGA
Paramecium pentaurelia is the source of this 648-nucleotide messenger RNA. The record is from the annotation of a GenBank genome assembly. NCBI's taxonomy places the organism in Eukaryota, Ciliophora, Oligohymenophorea, Peniculida, Parameciidae.